Molecule: messenger RNA, 1542 nt
Organism: Colletotrichum navitas
Lineage: Eukaryota; Fungi; Ascomycota; Sordariomycetes; Glomerellales; Glomerellaceae
Product: LMBR1 domain-containing protein
Exons: 1
Coding region: 1-1542 (513 amino acids)
Biological process (GO): ubiquitin-dependent endocytosis
Cellular component (GO): cytoplasm; cytosol; plasma membrane
Molecular function (GO): ubiquitin protein ligase binding; protein-macromolecule adaptor activity
Source: RefSeq, a predicted model, not a curated record
AUGCCCCACCGCGUAGCAAACUUCCUGCGCAGCUCGACCGAGAACUUUAGCGUUUCUGCCAUUGCGAACCUGAAGAAACACAACCAGCACCAAAACAAGCACGGCAACAACGGCAACGUGCAAGACCAGGGCCUGUUGCGCAGACUGCCCCUGGACCGCCACUCGUCUUACUCGUCCGAUGACGGCGAGCACGUGCCCUACCACAGCAUGUUCGCAGCAGAGCCCGUCGAGCACGUCAAGGAGAAGAAGCACCACCACCACCACCGCCUCUCUCUGCCCUUCGGCCGCUCCAGCAAGGAUGCGCAGGAGAACCCCCACGCCGUGCUCGACUGGAAGAUCGAGAGCCCGCCCAUCGUCUUCUUCGGCGACGCGGAGAGUUCCUCCGGCGCCCUGGUGUCGGGCCAGAUGCUGCUCGACGUCAAGGACGAGCUGCUCCAUGUCGAGACCUUGGAGGCCAAGCUCAACAUCCACGUUCACCACAAGCGCCCCUUUGCCAACCACUGCGCCGAGUGCGCCAACCAGUACACCGAGCUGAAGCGCUGGACCUUCCUCACCCACCCGACGACGCUGAGGAAGGGCGUGCACCAGUUCCCCUUCUCCAUCCUGCUCGAGGGCCACCUCCCGGCCUCCAUCGACACCCCCAUCACCUCCAUCGCCUACGAGUUCAAGGCCGAGGCGACGCUCGUCAAGGGCACGCCCGGCUCGCAGGCGCCCGUGCGGUUCGAGCACAACCUGGACGUCAAGCGCUCGCUGCCGCAGCCCGAGUUCCCCCACCACUCGGUGCGCGUCUUCCCGCCGACCAACAUCAAGGCCAGCGCCCACUACAGCCAGGUCAUCCACCCGGCCGGCACGCACAACGUCUCGUUCCGCCUCGACGGCCUGACGACCGCCAACGCCGCCAACAAGACGAUGGAGUUCUGGAAGCUCAAGAAGGUGACGUGGAAGCUCGAGGAGACCAUCAAGACCGUCGCCCCCGCCUGCGACAGGCACGCGCCCGCCGGCACCCAGACGAACCAGCAAAAGGGCGUCCCCCGCACCGAGACCCGCGUGCUCGGCGAGAAGUACAUGCACGACGGCUGGAAGUCCGACUACAACAGCAGCGACGGCCACGUCGACUUCGAGUUCGACUACGGCGUCGUCCCCAGCAAGCACAGCAGCAGCCACGCCUCCCGCUACGCCUGCGACAUGAGGUCCCUCGACGGCACGGAGGUCUCCCACGCCCUCAUGAUCGAGAUGGUCGUCUCCAAGGAGUGGGCGCCCGUCGGCAAGCCCCAGCUCGCCACCCAGACCGGCACCGGCCGCAUCCUCCGCAUGCACUACCACGUCAUGCUCACCGAGUGCCCCGGCCUCGGCGUCAGUUGGGACAACGAGGCGCCCCCCGUCUACCAGGACGUGCCCCCCUCGCCGCCCGCCUACCCCGCUGCUACCGCCGCUGUCGCCGCCUCCGCGCCCGUCGUCGAAUAUGUCAGCCUCGAGCACCUCGACGGUCAGACGCACAACGGCACCGCCCACAGCAGAGAGGGGUCCAUCACGUCGCCGUGA